AUCCCCUCUGUAUUCCAUAGUCUCAUUCCAUGUAAGAACUUGUCUGCAAAAUAACUGAAUUAGAGGGGGAAGUCCACAUGUGCACAGAUUGCAGGCCUGCCAACCUUAUUAAAAGCCAUGCUUGGGCGCUAUCAUUAGCAAUGGGCAAACGGGUUCAAAUAUUAAUAAGUCUCCCCCAACUCCAUGAACAUUUGCCUAUUUAUAAGACUGUGCCUGAGCUAUAAGCUGUUUGGCAUGCUCUGAAAGGAGCUGGGUAACCCUCGCCCCGCCUAUUAUUUUUCAUGUCUUUGCCCGUCUGACAUUCCUGGCUAGGUACCAGGAUGGACACAACAUUUAACCUGAGACCAAAACCAGGAUGUGUCAGAAAUUUCCUGGGAAAGCCUAUUCUCAUGAGAUUUCCAGCCACAUUUUGCAGACUUGAGGUCAGGGGAAGGCUGAGAUAAGCAUUCAUUGUGAUGGGUGCUUAUCUGAACCUAAUCCUUUGCAUUUCACCCAUAACUAGUUAUUAUGUGAUGCUGAGAGAUGUGAACCAGCUGUGAUGGCUGGACGUAUUGGAAGAGGAUGACUUUGGGUCUCCCAGUAUAUUUGUUGCUCAGUAAUGACCAACAGGUGGUUAUAUGUUUUCCUUCCACUGAUGCUGAUUGCAUAGUGAGAUGAGUGAUUUGCAGCUGGUGUGUCACUGGGCUGCUUGCCUUUAUCGUAAGGGUUUUCAUGGCAUCCACCUGUGAUUCUGAAAAGGUGGCUCGUGUAAAGCUGAGAGUGUGGAAUGGUGUAGUCCUUAAGGCAAUACUGCCUGAAAUAUAAUGGUCUGGCUACUGCAGGCUGAUUAAGCUGGACCUCUGUGUGUGCUUGGGCUUUUUCUCUUCUGUGUUAUCUGCUCAGACAGCUGUAGCUUAGAGACUUCCUUAAGUGGGCUCAUCCUGGAGCCUGCUCAAUAUUAUACCCAUUGACUUUGCUUAGAAGAGACUUGGGAGUGGAGUAGUGGGGUUCUGAUGGAGACUUGUUAGCAGCUAUAAAGGGGAAUCAAGAUAGCAGGGGACCCUACAGGCCAGGAGAAAGGAACACUGACAAACUGCAGGGUCUGCAAACGAACCCUGUAAUGAGUAUGGCAUGCAGAAUGGUUCUGUUUUCCUGAACAUUCAUGACUUCAAAGUGGAUCAGCAACAGGAAGUAACAUGGCUCAAAGAUUCAUUACGCCUCACGAAAGGCAAAGGUUCUGAUAUGAAAUAUAACAAGGAUAAGAAAAAAUAUGAGAUGUUCCCCAAUGGAACCCUGAAAAUAAACCACCUGAUGGAAGAGGACAGUGGAAAUUACAAAGUGACUGUGUACAAUGUCAUGGGAAGUCUGCAAGUGGAGAAGAACUUAUAUCUGUGCGUUCAGGAAAUGGUCUCUAAACCAGAAAUCAAAUGGACAUGUACACAAAAACUCAUAAAUGUGACAUGUGAGGUGAAACAGAAGAACAAAUAUACUUUUAAUUUGCUUCAUAAUAACAAGACGCUCCAUGUCAGGACAACAGCUGCAAAUGGCAUAUGGAAGAUUGAAUAUCGACCCAACACCAAAAUCCUUACCGCAAAGUUCCAAUGCAAAGUUGAAAAUGACAUUAGCCAAAACACUACUGAUCAGGAAAUCAAAUGUUCAGGGCCGCUGGACAUUGUUCUCAUCGGGAGCAUUGCAGGAGGUGCAAUUGUCUUUGUCAUCUUUUUGGCACUGCUGAUUUACUGUAUCAGGAAGAAGAGAGCAGAAAGAUAUGAAGAAGAACAGGAUGAAGAGACACCGAUGAAAAUUCGACAAUCGAGCGACGAAUCGAAAUAUCGGGAGCUUCCUAAACCUCCAGUUCACGGUCCCCCGAAGCAGCCACGCCAGCAGCAGAGACCCCCUCCACCGUCUCAAACUCAAUACCAGGCAGGGCCUCCCCGGCCCAGGCCACGCACUCAGCAGAAGUCUCCAAGCCACAUGAAGGAGAGACCGUAAGCAUUUGUCCUGGAGGAACAGAACCUGUCCCAUUACUUGCUCUGGUGGGACUCGCUACAAAAAUAACCUUGCAAAUAGCCAGCAAUCCCCCAGAUUGGCCGCUUUUGUUGUGGAAGAUCACUGUCUAUACUGAAUGGCUGAUGAAAAGGCUCAACGAUGGAGACUUGCGGUCUUGGCCAUUUUCUUCAAGUGACUCCAUGCUAAUGUGGGACAUUUAGUCCUGAAAUCUGCUUCCUUUUUGUUUCAUUUGGUUGUACCUCUCCUUGCCAACUUCUGGUCUAAUUUAUUUUAUUUUUAUUUUUGGGGGGAAGGCUCUAAGACUCUAUUGAGAUGACUUUCAUCACGUCUAUCUCUUUCUCCCUUUACCUGCACUCCCACCCAAACACCCCUCUAGUUGCUGCAGCCGGUCAUUUGAUCACAUGGAGAGGAAAAUAGUUGUGUUAAUUGUAAUGAAGGCCUGACAUAGUGGAGUGCUGGCAAGAAACUGCAACUUUAUUUCUUGGCUACAGUGACAUGACCUGGUUCAGGGUUCCCAAGGCAGAUGUACUCGUCACGUGACAGGAGCCAGUAUCCAUUGGUGUGUGAGAUUCCUGUAGCACAGUAAUACAAACUACCAAACAAAACCAAGUAGUCUAAUUAAUAACUAUUUUCUCUGAACCUUGUUGGCUCUCUCAUCCCAUGGCCAUUUUGUGCUCUCAAAAGAGGCCCAGGUGUGGUGGCCAGUGGAGCUACUACGGUUGGUGUGCCACCUAGAGCCAGUCACAUGUACCAGAGAGGAGGAAUUCACCCUCUUGCUUGUUCUACGAUAUUACUUGCUUCCAGGAAUAUCUGGAAAUGCUGCAGUGCUGUCUUCUGCUCCUCUCCCAGAGCUCGUCCACACAGAGGGAUUUAGGAGGCCUCAUUUACUCUAUUUCUGUGAAGGACUUGGUUUAGGGCUGACACCAUGUAAUCCAUCUGACACCUGCUUCAGCAUUCUGAAAGCAAAUUGCCUUGUACUGACGCAGGUCGGGGACCCAGCGGUUCCAGUAACUCUUGCUUUGACAAAGGAGGACAUGCUCAGCUGGUCUGCAGGCAGCACCACAUGUCUCUGGAACACUGAGUGUAGUGCAGGAGGUCUCAAACUGGGGGUCUGGCCCCCUCAGAGGUCAUGAGCUGUCAACCUCCACCCCAAACCCUGCUUUGCCUCCAGCAUUUAUAAGGGUGUUACAUUAAAAACACACGUUUAUAUAUUUAUAAGGAGGGGUCGUGCUCAGAGGCUUGCUGUGUGAAAGGGGUCACCAGUACAAAAGUUUGAGAACCCCUGGUGUAGUGGGAAAGACAUUCUUAUUCAUAGGCAACACAUGGGGGGGCAUGCAGAGGCAAUUGCCCCCCCAUCCCCAUAGAUUUUUGCUUGGACUGCAAGGAGGAGGGAGAGAGGCUUUGUCCUUCUCCUGAUGGGCCUUCCCCCUGGCAUGCUGUGCCUCUGGCAGCCGGGACUGGCUGGGGAGGGAAGGGGAGGACACCAGCCACUUCUCACAUUGACCGCUCCGGGUUGCUGCUCUGUGCAGCACAGCCACUGCCUGAGAGAGAGCCCAGCUGGGGAGGUGGCGGUGGCAGCCUAUUUCCCACCUGGGCCCAGCAGACAGGGACAGGGGCCAAGCGAGCCAGAGUCCCCUCUCCUCCCCCGCCCCCCCCCCCACACAUUUCCGGCUUGCUCAGCCCGUCCAUGGUAGCCAGUCCCAGGCGGGGAGCGAGCUGCUGCCGCUGUCACCUCUCCAGGCGGGCUCUCUCUCCGGCAGCUGCCUCAAAGAGCAGCGACCCGCAAAGUGGCUCCGUCCCACUCCCCAGGGAGAGCGGCCAAAAGGGCCAUGGGGGAGGUGCAGCAGGAGAAGAACAGAGCCUCAGGUAACUCUGGUGGGGCAGGGAGAGCACGGCGACUGCAGGCUGGGUGCAAGGCUGGGGGGUUGCUGGGCAGAGGAGACGUGGGGCUGUCAUGUGUCCUCCCCCUUUAGAUUGUGGCCCCCCCCAGCAUCAGGAGGCACGAGUUGUCCAUGCCUCUCACCUUUGGCGAGUCUCAUGACUCCUCUGAUUCUCAGGUAGAUCAGCUGGGUCAGCAGAGGCCCCAUGUUUCUAUUUUAUUCACUCUAUUGUCUGGCUAGUUAAAGCAGCCCCUCUGGUGUUAGUGACAGCACACUGAGCAUGGGGUAGGGAUGGAGAAGUGAGAGCCAUUCUCAGUAGCACGUUGGCUGGAGCUUGCUACUCAUGCCACAUAAGGUAGAUGAAUGUAUGGUAGUUCUUUCAGGCUCCGAGUCUCCAAUGUAUUUCUGUGGCAUUAAAAGGUGUAUCCUUAUUUCUCGCCACAAAUGUGCCCAUUUAUGACCUGCCAGGUGCAGGGAAGAGACAUGUGGGGAAGGAGGCCCCUGCAUGUCCCUCCAAGGGGCCAGUUGUUGUACUUUGCUUUUUCCUCAGAAGCUGGUCCACCUGGAUGGAAAUGUUACUCACGCCAGGCCCAGCUUUCUGCAGUAUGUGCUAAUGGCUUGACUAGUUUAAGGUUUAUUUUUUUUAAAUGGCUUGUUCUCUAUUUUGUGUAUGAGAUACAGCCUAGUACUGCAUAAAUAAAGAUUAGAAAGUGGAUG
This is a messenger RNA of Mauremys mutica (yellowpond turtle), 4586 nucleotides long. Its product is annotated as T-cell surface antigen CD2-like. Bases 1111 to 1971 code for a protein of 286 amino acids. The record is from RefSeq and is a predicted model, not a curated record. The transcript is spliced from 5 exons. NCBI's taxonomy places the organism in Eukaryota, Metazoa, Chordata, Testudines, Geoemydidae.